Leucoraja erinaceus (little skate) is the source of this 5777-nucleotide messenger RNA. RefSeq names its product ADP-ribosylation factor-like protein 13B. The transcript is spliced from 10 exons. Gene Ontology annotation, cellular component: non-motile cilium; ciliary membrane. Gene Ontology annotation, biological process: receptor localization to non-motile cilium; non-motile cilium assembly. NCBI's taxonomy places the organism in Eukaryota, Metazoa, Chordata, Chondrichthyes, Rajiformes, Rajidae. Gene Ontology annotation, molecular function: GTP binding; GTPase activity. The coding region runs from base 4219 to 5457 and encodes 412 amino acids. The record is from RefSeq and is a predicted model, not a curated record.
GAUGGGGGCUGGGGGGUGAGGGCAAGGCUGGUUUCUCUGCAGCUCUCUGCAACUCUCUGCAAUUUCUUGUGGUUUUGGACCAGAGUUGUUGCCAAACCAACCAGUAAUGCAUUCUGAUAGGAUGCGUUCUACAAUGCAUCUGUAGAAGUUGGUAAAAAUUGUUGUGGACGUACCAAACUUCCUUAUUUUUUUGAGGAAGUAGACUGAGGUGUGCUUUCUUGGCCAUAGAUUGGUCCAGGAAAAAUUGUUGGUGAAAUUUGUUUCCUCAGAACAUUGAACUUGAAGAUGUUUCCACAUCUCCACUUUGGCAUCAUUGAUCCUGUCUGGGGCAUGCAUGCCACCUCAUUUCCUGCAAACUUGUAAAUGGAGUUGGAAACAAAUUUAGUCACAUGUUCAUGAGUAUAUAGGAUGUACAGUUAGAGGCUGAGAAUUAUUGUGGAGGAUGCUUUGCCGCCUAUUCUCACUGAAAAUCUGCGAAUUAUGGUCGAAGACCCAGUUGCAGAGGGAAGUGCUAAGGUGUUUGGAGAUGAGUUUGGUUGGAUUAUUGGGUUGAAGAUCGAGCUAUAAUCUAUAAAUAGGAGUCUGACAUAAGCGUUCUUGUUAUCUAGAUAUUCCAGUGAUGAGAGUAGCGCCAGGGAGAAGCAGGGAGAUCUGCUGUGGACCUGUUCUGAAGAUGAUAGGCAAACUGCAGUAGAUCACGGGUGUCUGGGAGGCUGGAGUUAAUGUGCGCCAUGACCAGUUUAUUAUGAUACAUCAGGACAUCUGUGUCCAAUUUAAAGAAAUUGCAGCCACAGAGAGAAAUAGGUCAUUGAAACCCACCUAAAAAUGCUAAGUAGGGGAAGAACUAAGGUGUUUAAUUUUGUAUAUAAACAUCAUAAUUUUCCAUUAUUUGUAUCAUUUGCAUAAUUUGACUUUGCUUUGCUCCAAAUGAAUGUACCAGUAUUAGUCAAAUAAAUGUUUAGCUAGUACAAAUAACAUCUCAGAGUACAGAAAAAAUGUCACACUCACAUAACAAUCACUGGCAUACUGCUUACCUGUUUGACGCAUCAAUCAGCAAGCCUGUUGACGUUAAUGCAUUUCAGGUCAAUGGAGGUCAACUUUGAUUGUUGCUUGCAAGUUAUGGAUGAUUUUCAGAUGAAAAGGGUUGUCUCGUUGCAUUUAAUGAUGGAACAAUUUGACAUGCGUAGCAUCUAAAUUAUUCUGACAAUGACUGGUAUAACCUCUAGCAUGAAGCUGAUUCCUAUUCCUGGAUCUUCACCCUGCUCUUCCAAUACUUAUAAUAGCAAUCUCUAUUGGACUUAAUCCAAGGGAAAGUUAAUCAACAAGGUUAUAACAUGAGCUCAAACAUCGACUCAAUGUCUAUUUUCUCUAAGAGCCCUCUAUUACAUAUAGCAAUAAACGCGGCACAAACAAUCAGGUUUCAUCGUUGAGUUUAUUGUGGAAUACACAAUUACGGUGAGGUACAGUGAAAAUCUUGCUUGCAACAGUAUCGCAGGCAUAUAGACUCAUGUCUAACACAGAAAACCUCAAUUGUACAUAAAUGACAUCUAAAUUCUGCAAGGCAAUGAAAAGGAAAAAAAUGCAAAAUAACAAGGCUUUAGUGCGAAAGAAUUAGAAAAGUAGAAAAUUAGGCAAGGUAGUUAUAGUAGGAAAUGUUUUUGAGCUCACAAGAUCAAAAGGUCAUAAGGGAUAGGAGUAGAAUUAGGCCAUUCGGCCCAUCAAGUGUACUCCGCUAUUCAACCAUGGCUGAUCUAUCUCUCCCUCCUAACCCUAUUCUCCUGCCUUCUCCCUAUAACCUCUGAUACCUCUACUACUUCUCGUAACCUCACCCCAUAACCUCUGACACCAAUUGGAGUAGAGCUGGGUGAUGUUACAAUACAGUAUUAACUUCUAAUGUUUGGAGCAUGUUGUGUUAGUGCUGAGGCUUAAUCAGUUCUUUCACAAAGUUUAUCUUACAGUAAUCUUUGAGUCAGGGUCAUACAGCAUUAAAACAGGCCCUUCAGCCAAUUGGGUCUCUCUCCACCACUCAAUUCAAUCAGUCACAUUUACAGUGACCAAUUAACCUAUCAACCUACAUGCCUGUGAGAUGUGGGUGAAAACCAGAGCACUUGGGAACACACACAUGAUCACAUGCAGAACAUCAGAGUCCACUCAGACAGCACUUGAUGUCAGGAUUGAACCUAGGUCUCAAGCACUGUGAGGCAGUGGCUCUACUAGCUCUGCUGCCAAUAGUCAUUUGAUUUAUGACUUCAAAUGAACCUCACAGAAUUUCAUGAGGGAUUUCUCAUCAAUAAAUGAGAGAGGACUCAUUUGUUUGAAACAUUACCCUUCAAUGAAUCAUUCUGCCCUUUGCAUGCCAACCUGAUCAAUAUUUGGGAUAGCUGCAUGGGGCACAAUGGUAAAUAUUCACUGUUGAUGUGAGACUAGAGUAUGAAAGCUGUGUUCUACCAGUGAUACCUCCUGUGUGGAGUUCCUCAAUGUACAAUAUAUUGUGUGCAGAAGAUAGAGUCCAUUAAGGGAGUGCCAUCCAUCCACAAAUACUGAACGUUGUAAAAAACAUCUAAAUAAUUGUAGCAGGGCUUAAUAUCUUGAUAUGUUGUUUGGGGACUAUGAUUAUGGAGAAUGAUCAGAAGAAUCUUCUCUCUUUAAGGGAAUUCUUUAUUGAUUAGUUGGACAAUACCUCAAUCCUUCACUCAGUCAGAAGGUGGAGCACCUGAUGUCAGGCAGAAACAAUACCUUAACAAUUUUUACUGUUCCACUGGCCUUCUAUGCCUGCUUCCUGGACUUCAGAUCUUCCUCAGGCACUGGCUGCUAUAUUCUGUCAGCCAGGUUAUGCAGCACGCUGCACUGAAAUCGCUACAGCAGUUGAUGACGCAUUGCCCUUGACGCGGGUCAAAUUCAUUUUCUUCACGCAUGUGCAGUUUUCUGGGGUCAAAAUCCAUGGCAAUAGUGAAUACAAAUAGUUGCUUAGAAUCCAACCCUCAGGGAAGUGCUGGCUACUGGAAAUAUCCUAAGGAUAAUGCAUCAUUUGGGAGUCACAACAUGGCAUUGACCACCAUAAAAUUCUUCUCAUGAUCCAUGGCAAACUGUACAUAGCAUGUACAAAACCCUUCUAUAUCCUGCUUAUUAAAGAUACUCUCUGUGGAAACACAAAUGCAAGUGAUGGCUGCCUGCCAUCUGGGGAAGUUAAGAACACUGAUAAAUCCAAGUGCCCAAGACGUCACCUUCAGCUUAAUGAUAUAAAUGUAAAUUAAAUCAUUCCUCUUUGAUACAAAACCUAUUGAGCGCUCUAAUGCUGUGAUAAGCAGUAAGCUAGGAAAUAUGGCUGAUGACUGGAGGCUGGGAAUUUGAGACUUAUUGUGACCCUCAUCUCCCGAGAGAGAGAGCGAGAGAGAGAGCAUUCCCAGCAGUAGAGCAUGGUUGCUGCUCACUCUGCAGAAUGUCACAGACUGCUGUUACUGCUGCCUAAGAUAACCCGAGCUUCCAAAGCCAUUGCUCAUCAGAGAUCCAGGUACAAUGUGCCAUCUCUGGAAACUCUCCUUACUUCAGAUCUUUGUAGAUAUCCAUGUUAUAUGCCUCUUACCACACCACCCAAACAUUCCAUGUUAUCUGCAACAGCUGUCCUCAAAUCUACAGCGAUGAAGUGCAGAGUAGAAUCAUCGCUGAGAUUCUCAAUAAAGUAGCUCAGAACCUAAAUGCUGCAAGUAGUACUCCUUGCUAAUCUAAACACUGACUGUGUACUUUGGGAGGUAUUUGAGCAUUCUCCACUUAAUUCUGGCAUUGCUUUCUAGAGAUUCCUGCAGCAGAGUGUCCCUUUCAAUUACAAAUCAAUCACAAACUAGGCAUGAUCUGCUCCAAGUUCUUCUGUGACUGUUCUAUAAUUCUUUUCCAAUUCAUGAAACGUACAUUGCAUGAUGAAUUACAUCAUUAGGUACUUAUCUAAGUAAUAUUAGGAAUAUAAGGAACAUAUUAGGCACAUUGACUUGGACUGCUACCGAAGUGGCCUGUCAAAUUUAGAAAUUGACACAAUUUCAUACAGAAAUGAUACCAACUGCAAAUUACUCCACGUAAAAUCAAUUUUGAAUCACACUGCACUGAAGCAAAAGAAGUGCUGCAUGACCUAUUUUCCAUCUCCUGAAUCUAGGAAAUAUAAGUUUGACAGCCAUUUUUCCAAACUGGAUGAUCCAACUGGCCUACAUCAAGCAUUAAUUCCAAAUCAUGUUCAGCCUGAUGGCAAACUGCUGUAUCUGGGCUCGGAAAGUUCAGGAGCCGAUAAGAAAUGUCACUUUGCUGAUCCUUGGACUGAGUAAUGCAGGGAAAACUUCAAUACUCAAAGGAAUACAGAAAGAAUCUCCUUUUCUCCUUCGUCCAAAUGGCGGAUUUUCCAGGACAGAUCUCAUGGUAGAUCGGUUUAAUCUGACGUUAUUUGAUCUUGGCAGUGGAGAGAAAAUCCGACCUGCUUGGAAGAAUUAUUACUCUGCAGUCCAUGGCUUUAUUUUCAUUGUUGAUUCUACGGAUGUGAAGCGAAUAGAGGAAGCUGGAAAGGUUCUAUCAGAAGUAAUGAAGCAUGAAAAGAUGUCUGGGAAACCUGUCCUCGUACUUGCAAACAAACAGGAUAAAGCUGAGGCUCUACCAGAGUUUGCCAUUAUUGAACAGAUGUCCCUGGGUAAAAUGGCUAAUGAAAAUAAAUCCUUCUGCCAUCUUGAACCGUGUUCAGCCACUCUGGACUACGCUGAAAAAAGACUAGACAAAACUAUUCUGAAAGGGCUUCGCUGGCUCUUGCGCACUAUCGCCAAAGACUACAACAAUUUGUGCACACGAGUGUACCAUGACACCAUGCUACCAAAGAUCAAAGUAAAUGAAAAAUGCGAGGAAACACACCCAAUAUGUAGCAUACAAGGAGAAAGAAAAAGGCACACCAGAGUUGGUUUAGAGAAACAAAAGAGUCACCAUCUGAAAGACAUUGAAGACACAACUCCGGCAAAGAUCAACUCAUCUAAGCGGUUAAGUAAUGUCAUCAAUGCUCAGAAUGAAGAAAAAAUCAAGAAUGCUUUUGUGACCAAGAAAAAAAAGAAGAAAAUCAGGUUUUCUGGCAGCAAUCUGAGUUUAUCUCGAACAAAGAGGCUGACGAGUGGAAACACUACUUCCUCAGACACAACUAACAAUACAAUUGUAUCCAGCAAAGGGAGGAAUGAGAGGGAUAGAAGUAUCAUUCAGUUGGAUAAUUCUCACCAAGCAGAAAAUAAAACACUGAUGCCAAACUCUGGGAACACAGAAGCUAUUAAAGAUUCUGAAAAGAAAAAUAAGGGGAAGAAAAUAAAGAUGAAAUGCAAAAACAAGAUCAAUUCAGCUGACCCUGACGAUGAUUUUUCCAAAAAUGUGGAUUUAACAGCACCUCUGGAUCUUUACAGGAAAGCACUCCUUGCAUUAAAGACCAGACCUCGAGCUAACAACUGAACAAUCAAUUCAAUGUGUAUUCUGAUGAGCUGGGUUCUUCACUCACUUGAUAUUAUUGCAUUGUAUCAACUGGAGCUGUCAUUUAAAGUCCAUGCUUUCUUGAACAUUGUUGGACAUGUAUAGGUACAACAGGUGGCUGUCAGCUAAUGCGUUAAAUUUUAUUUUCACUGGCAUCGUGAGAAAAUAUUGACAAAUUAUGGAACUUAAUAAACAAGAUCUUUAACAGUUUUGUUUUUAUUAACAGAAAUUAAUGAAGAAGGCUCCUGACAUGAAAUGUCACCUGACCAUUCCCUCCACAGAUACUGCCUGACCCUCUGAGU